AAAUUCACUUUAAAUAUUCACAAACAUAAUUCACUAUGGCUCCGUUCGGCUUGUUAACAGGAAGUGUUAGCCUUCUGGCGAGGUCCUUCAGUCUCCUGUCCUGCACUGGAUCAUUGGCAAGGCGUACCAGUCUCCUCCCUGUUGCCUCCGUGGGGAUAGUGAGAUGUUUCCAGUCUCAGGCUGACGGCCCACCAAAAAGACCUGCAAAUGGAUUUGUACGAUACCACGUUGAACAGGCUCCGGUUGUAGCAAGUCGAAACCCAGAAAUCACAGUAAACCAAAGAAUGAGUAUGAUUGCCCAACAAUGGAGAGAGAUGAGCGCUGAAGAGAAGAAGCCAUUUAUGGAGGCCUACCUACGGGACAUGGAACAGUUCAAGGUAGAUCUGAAGAACUACCAGGCUCAGCUGACUCCACAACAGAUCCAGCAACAUGCUCUAGAGAAAAAGCAGAAACAGGACAAAAGGAAGGCCAGACGCAAGAGGAAGGAGUUGAGUGACCUCGGGAAACCCAAAGGUCCUCGCAAUGCUAUCAACAUCUACAUAAUAGACCAUUAUGUAAGAACAGAAGGAAACACUGCAUUGGAAAAAAUGAAGAAGCUCUUUGAAGGUUGGAAAAGUCUUUCAAGUGAGGAGAAACAGGUCUACGUUCAACUGGCUGAGGAUGACAAAGUCCGCCAUAGGAAUGAAAUGAGGCUGUGGGAGACCCACAUGCUUGAAAUAGGGAGAGAGGACGUGAUCCGAGGGAAAACACUCUCCACAUUUUUAAAAACUGUGGCCAAAAAAAAAGUCAAGCUACUGAAGGCUGAAUCUAAGAAGAGAAAGAUAAGAAGCUUGCCUCCUUCCAUAAUGACAUAAGCUGUGUUUACCUACUGAGUUUAAAAGGGAAAAAGGGUUGUUGAUGACAGAAGCUGGGCCGAUCCAGGGGCUGUACCCUGAUUCAACAGGACACUUCAACAGAAGGAACAUUUUAAAUCAUUUGCAAAUUAAAAAGAAAAAGUACAUAUAAAUAAAAGUAAAGUACUAAAGUGGAUUUGGAUUU
Cynoglossus semilaevis (tongue sole) is the source of this 1038-nucleotide messenger RNA. It is a transcript of the gene tfam, whose product is annotated as transcription factor A, mitochondrial. The record is from RefSeq and is marked provisional. Bases 36 to 854 code for a protein of 272 amino acids. The transcript is spliced from 7 exons. Gene Ontology annotation, biological process: regulation of transcription by RNA polymerase II. Lineage: Eukaryota; Metazoa; Chordata; Actinopteri; Pleuronectiformes; Cynoglossidae.